This is a messenger RNA of Caenorhabditis sp. 36 PRJEB53466, 674 nucleotides long. The record is from the annotation of a GenBank genome assembly. NCBI's taxonomy places the organism in Eukaryota, Metazoa, Nematoda, Chromadorea, Rhabditida, Rhabditidae.
AUGCUCCGUGAAGAGACGCCCGUCUGGAUGCUUUCGUUGCUGAUUACCUACCUCAUUAUUAUCCUUUUAGUAAUGUCAAUUUCUGCUUACAUGUGCGGACAAAGUUAUGAGCAAGAGUUCGAAACGAUCAGAAGAGUAUGAUUAGCACAUUGAGAAGUACAAGUAUUCUGCAACCGAUCCCUUUGCAGGCGUAUCCUUCGUACGAACAGAGCUUCCGAUCUCUUACCAAUUUCGCCAUUUACGAUUUGAACAUUUAUUGGGGACUACUACUGGUGUUCCUCACAAUCGGUACGUGCUCAGUCGGCUUCAUAUUCUCCUACUCCACAAAGAGAAUGUUCGAAACUCUCUCAAAACUGAGAAGGAACACAUCAGCAACAACGUACAAGAAGCAGAGAAUGGCAUUGAUCAGUCUGAUGGCCCAGUUGGCGACCGCUCUCAUCGUCAUCAUCCCUCCGUUCUUCCUUGCUCUUUUUCUAAUUGUCGAGUUCAAGUACGCACAGUGUGAGUCUACGUUGGAAAUCAUAAAAGUAUAAUAGUUAUUCAGUGGCAACGAGAACUCUUCUGGUCAUUUUCACAACGCAUUCCUCGAUCAAUGCCGUCGUGCUUGUUCUGACAACUCCGACGUUCCGAACGCUCACAUUUUUCUGGAGAGCGAGGAAGACGACGUCGAUUAA